Molecule: messenger RNA, 2818 nt
Organism: Mustela erminea (ermine)
Lineage: Eukaryota; Metazoa; Chordata; Mammalia; Carnivora; Mustelidae
Gene: PGBD2
Product: piggyBac transposable element derived 2
Exons: 3
Coding region: 216-1982 (588 amino acids)
Molecular function (GO): sequence-specific DNA binding
Source: RefSeq, a predicted model, not a curated record
UGCUCGGGACGGGGGCGUGGCUGGGGGCGUGGCUGGGGGCGCGGUCCAGAAGGCGAGCCCAGGCGCCGCGAGCGCUCUCGUGCCGGACGUUGCGCGGCCGCGACGCCCCGGGCUGGCACGGCGGGGCGCCCCGGACUGGUUGCCCCGCCGUGGGAGGCCUCGGCUGCUCCGCGCUCAGGUUCUUUGACUGCACAUAACUCUGUUUCCAGUUCAUCAUGGCUUCAACUUCAAGCAGCUUUACUGUUGGGAGUAGAGCCGGUUCAAAGUCAAAGUCUACAAAGCUGCUGGAGGUCCUGAAUGCACUGGAGGAGGAUGAGUCUGGCCACAGCCGGGAGAUCUUCAUUGCGCCUCCAGACAAUGCCUCAGGGGACUUCACUGAUGAGGACUCCGGUGACGAAGAUGGCCGGCGAGGCUCCCACCUGCCAGGCAGCAUCCUGCAUGCCUUUGUGGUGCCCGAGGAUUCUGGCACCGAGGAGGAGGAGGACCUGUCGCCGGCCACGAAGCGGCAGAAGGUCAUGGUGGAGCCUCAGCGUAUUUGGACGAAAAGAGAUAUCCGACCUGACUUCAGCAGUUGGACGGCAUCAGAUCCUCACAUAGAGGAUCUCAGAAGCCAGGAACUGAGUCCUGUGGGCCUCUUCGAGUUGUUCUUUGAUGAAGGAACAAUUAAUUUCAUUGUUAAUGAAACCAAUCGUUAUGCUUGGCAGAAAAAUGUCAACCUUGGGCUCACAGCCCAGGAAUUAAAAUGUGUUUUGGGCAUUUUGAUUUUAAGUGGGUAUAUAUCCUAUCCCAGGAGAAGGAUGUUUUGGGAAACAUCCCCCGAUUCACAUCAUCAUCUUGUGGCUGAUGCAAUUAGAAGGGACAGAUUUGAACUGAUCUUCUCAUACCUGCAUUUUGCAGAUAACACUGAGCUGGAUGAAAGCGACAGGUUCGCCAAAGUCAGGCCUCUCAUUGUCCGGAUGAAUCGCAAUUUCCAGAAGCACGCGCCCCUGGAAGAGUUCUACAGCUUCGGAGAGUCCAUGUGUGAGUACUUCGGGCACCGGGGAUCCAAGCAGCUGCGUGCUGGGAAGCCCACACGGCUAGGCUACAAGAUCUGGUGUGGGACAACCAGCAGGGGCUACCUGGUGUGGUUUGAGCCCUCUCAGGGCACGCUGUUCACCAAAUCGCACAGGGGCCUGGACCUCGGGGGUAGUAUGGUGGUCAAGUUCGUGGACGCGCUGCAAGAGCGUGGCUGUCUGCCAUACCACAUAUUCUUUAACAAGGUUUUUACAAGUGUCAAACUCAUGUCCAUUUUGAGGAAAAAGGGGGUGAAGGCCACAGGAACUGUUCGUGAGUACAGGACUGAGCGAUGUCCCCUCAAAGAUCCCAAAGAACUGAAGAAAAUGAAGAAGGGCUCGUUUGAUUAUAAAGUUGAUGAGAGUGAGGAGAUUAUCGUGUGCCGCUGGCACGAUAGCAGCAUGGUCAACAUCUGCUCCAAUGCCGUGGGCAUAGAGCCCGUGGGGCUCACCGGCCACCAUAGGGGAGCAGCCAAGACGCGGACCCAGGUUCAUCAGCCCUCCCUGGUGAAGCUGUACCAGGAGAAGGUGGGGGGUGUUAGUCGGAUGGACCAGAACAUUGCCAAGUACAAGGUGAAAAUCCGUGGCAUGAAGUGGUACUCGAGCUUCAUCGGCUACAUCAUCGAUGCCGCUCUCAAUAAUGCCUGGCAGCUGCACAGGAUCUGCAGCCACGACGCCCAGGUGGACCUCCUGGCCUUCCGGAGGUACGUGGCCUGUGUGUACCUGGAGAGCAAUGCUGACAUGUCCUCCCAGGGGCGGCGAAGCAGGCGGCUGGAAACUGAGAGCCGCUUUGACAUGAUUGGGCACUGGAUAGUCCACCAGGACAAGAGGACCCGGUGUGCCCUCUGCCACUCGCAGACCAACACCCGCUGUGAAAAGUGCCAGAAGGGCGUCCACGCCAAGUGCUUCAGGGAGUACCACAUCCGGUGAUGCACAGUGGGCAGAGGGAGCCCUCUGGAAGCUUGGCUCAUGAGAUGCCCACAGCCAGUUACAUACAGUACGUGGAGCACUGGGUUUUGCAUUGGAAAAGAGAAGACCUGAAUCCCUAAUGAUGUGCUUUUGUAUCCCCCCAUCAUGUCCAUUACAGUUAUAUUUUUAUUGUCUUCUGUGGUGCCUACAUGUAACAUAAGUUACUAUUUAUAUUGAUAAUUAUAAGUGUUUCUAAGUCUCUAUACUGUUAUUUAUUUCAAUGAUGGGCCCCUUUUUAUUCAAAUAAAAAUCUUGCUCCAGGUGAUAGCUGAGUCCUAGUAAAGAAAAUCAAAUACAGCCGAAAACUUAGAGAAACUUUCAUGAAGACUGAAAAAGUUUUAUAAUUGUAUGCUAUUGAUUAUAAUCUAAGAUAGGACAAUAAUAUAUAAGCAUGGUAUUAAUAUGAUGAUGGAUAUUUUGUCACAUUAUUUCACUUUAACACUAGCAAACUGUCCAGGGAUAGAUAAUCUGCUUUGUGUUUACCCAGAUGGCUAGAUUUGUAGAGUUUGUGUUUUCUGAUAAAAAUAUUUUCCUAAUUCAAGUAUAGCCUUAUGGAAUCCAUUUUUAUAACUAAUGUGAGAUAGGAAUCUGUUUUCCCCCCACAGUUAUGGUUUGCUCCAUUUAUGAAAAUAUAUGUGUAUUUCCCCAUUGAUUUAAAUUCUACCUGUAUAAAUUCUGAAGUUUGGGAUUAAGUUUUGAAACAUAGAAAAUAUUUUAUGUUGAAAAAUAGUGAAAUAUAUUCCAGAAGAUUUAAAGAAACACAUGUAAAAAUUUGGAACUAUCAGAAAUCAAAGAAA